Tachysurus fulvidraco (yellow catfish) is the source of this 1673-nucleotide messenger RNA. Its product is annotated as signaling lymphocytic activation molecule-like. The transcript is spliced from 7 exons. The record is from RefSeq and is a predicted model, not a curated record. NCBI's taxonomy places the organism in Eukaryota, Metazoa, Chordata, Actinopteri, Siluriformes, Bagridae. The coding region runs from base 476 to 1336 and encodes 286 amino acids.
GAUGUACACCACAUAAACUGUCUGAUGUACACUGUAUACACUGUAUACACUGCCCGCGCAGUGAUUUGCCUUGACUAUUUAUGUUUAAAAGUAGCCGUGUACAGUGCGGGAUUUGAGGCUGGUUCACGUACGCACAUCUGCGGGUGAUCUGUGAUUCACAAAGGGGACAUUGCUUACAGGUGUGCGUACGCAUGGUUUUAUAAAUCGGGAUUUUUUUGGGGGGUACGUAAACAUUUAGUAGGGAUCCUACGCACAGUUUUAUAACUGAGACCCCUGGUCUUUUUACCAUCGUAUCACAGAAAACGCAUGAACUGACCAGGUGUAAAGCCCCCCUAAGGUCACGCUGAAACAAAAGGAAUAACAGGCUGUGAAGUCUCCUCUACUUCCAAGGUUAAGGUCCAUUUGAUGAAUUGUGAACAUCAGAACAGCAGCUGAUGUUGAUGAACUUCAUCGAUCCCAAAGUUCUUUAGUGACGAUGAUGUUCAGGGCAAUGGGACAAAUCCUGGUGAAUAUUGUAGCAGAAAUCAGGACUCUCAGGACUCUUCUUCUCCUGCUGUGCUGUUUACUGUGUGAAGCUGGAGACGAGACGGUCACACUGCAGGAAGUGGAAGGAACCACUAUAACUCUCCAUACUGGGAUAACUGGGAAUCAGAGUGAUGCUCGUAUUCAGUGGAUUUAUCGACCUGAGAAAUCAGAGGAAAAGAUAUUGAUUAGUCAGGUGUUUAAAGGAGAAACUGUUACAGACAUCAGUGAGAGAUUUAAAGAGCGACUGCAGCUGGACAGAAUCAGUGGAGCUUUAACCAUCAGGAACAUCAGCAGAACUGAUUCUGGAGUUUAUUUAUUACACGUCAUCAAUGGAAGUGUCUCAUCUAGGACUUUCAGUGUCAGUGUUUAUGCUCCAGUAUCAACUCCAGUAAUAAUAAAUGAAAGAGGAAACCGAAGUGUGAUUUCCACAGAGUCGUGUUUCCUCCUGUGUUCUAUGGAGAAUGCAGAAGAUGUGAAGUUAUCCUGGUACAGAGAGAAUGAGAGAAUCUCCAUCACCAAUAACACAGAUCUCAGUGUUCCCCUCAAUCUCCCACUUCAAAUACAACACAAUGACACUAACACUUACAUCUGUGUGUCUGCAAACCCUGUCAGCAAUAAAACAACUUCUCUCAACAUCACACAGCUCUGUGACGUCUCAGAUGAUCGUCCCCGUUCACGGUUUCCUGCUCUGAUAUCUGCUGGACUUUUUGUGUUAUUAAUUAUAAUAUUAAUAACUUUGGGGAUUCGGCUGAAAAAGAAAAACACACAAGAAAAAUUCGAGGGACUGACUUACACUGCUGUGAUUGUUUAAGCUCACAGUGCAGAGAGAGAUAAAGAGGAAGAAAACUCCAUAUUAAUGGAUGUUGAAGUAUAGAGAGACCCUGUGAUGUAUUCAGACGUGAGGAGAGCCAAAUAAUUCAACACAUCACUAAAUGAUAAACAUUUUAUAUUUUUGCACUUCUCAUGCUCUGUCAGAGUGACUCACUCGAAGGAAAGCUUUCUUCACUUUAUCUACACAUUGCUUAUCAAGUCAAGUCAAGUAGCUUUUAUUGUCAUUACAACCAUAUAUAGCUGUUAUAAUACACAGUGACAUGAGACAACGUUUCUCCAGGAUCAGGGUGCUACAUAAAACAAAGACAGGGCUAAGG